CAGAAACAGCUGAAACGUCACAGCGAACGGGUGUUUCAUAGUUUGUACGUGGUGCUCUGGGACAACAUUAUUAUUGCCUUGUCGUCGGUCGAGCGCAUCCCAUUCAAUCGCGGUCGCGGACUCUAAAUAAUCAGUGAAUGCUAUAUUUAUUCCCAUUUUGGUGAUAGCUAUUUCGAUCGGAUUGCAAUGAUAUAAGGAUGUGUGAAACAUAGUGACGACAGAGGGGUGACUCUAGUACAAGCAGUGCCUUACGGUGGUUGUGAUUCCUAUCAGCGUGUUGUGAGCAGAUAUUCGUUUCACCUGUUCGAUUGUGAUAUGCACUACCGAUGCUUUCUGCAUGACUCAUCGGUAUUCUAUGUUGUGCGGCAGUUGAGUUUUUUUAUCGUAUGGAAUUUACAAUCAUCUUCGUCACUGUGAAAACGAAGCAUUUAAGAUUGUAUGACUAAUAGUCGCCUCAGAGCCACGUUUCUGAGUCACACGCGUUGCUGAAAUCAAAACGGUGUAGCAAAAUUUUAUCUGCAAUUGUGUGUGGAGAGGUGUAUCGUGUGUCAUUAUCUCGAGUGUGCAUUGUGAACGGAAUACGGAAAUUAUAGUGUGUGGCUCUUCGGAGUUUGAUAAGCUUGAGGUAUUCGUACAUCUAUAAAUGAGUGUUCCCGGGGUAGCGCCAUCCGAAGUGACACCAUUGAAAAGAAACGUGCAGACGCAACUCAUCGGUGGAAAUCAUCAGCCGCAAUCAGUGAUAGUGCAUGCUGGUAGCAAUAGCACCGGCAGCAGCAGUAGCAACAGUGGGGCCUCGAACCCUAGCAGUGAAGUGCCAAUCAUUGGAAGCGGUCAAAGCGAAGACAUGGAUGACACCAAACGAAUAUUGAUUCGAGUUGGAAUUGACUUCGUCAUUUUGUGCUUUGUUGGGUUCCCAAUUUUGAUCUUUUUUCUCAUCGGUCAACCUUACGAGCGAGGAUUUUUCUGCGAUGAUGAGUCACUCAUGCACCCGUUUCACGAUUCAACCGUCACGAACUGGAUGCUGUACAUCAUAGGCAUAGCUGUGCCCAUAAUAGUGAUACUCGGAACGGAGCUGGUACGAGCGCACGUGAAAAAAUCGAAUGCACAGCCGCUGAAGGUAUACAGCGUCACCAUCCCUUACUGGGUUGUGGAGGCAUACAAAUCAAUCGGAAUGUUCGGCUUUGGAGCCGCCUGUAGCCAGCUGUUGACCGACGUGGGGAAAUAUACCAUCGGCCGGUUACGGCCACAUUUCUUUGAUGUUUGCAGACCAAGGAUGCCUGACGGUACAACCUGUAAAGACCCGGAAAACAAUGGUCGGUACAUUACGGAUUUCAUUUGCACCAGUGAAAAAUCAACUCCUCGUAUGUUGAAAGAGAUGCGCCUAUCAUUCCCCAGCGGUCAUUCCAGCUUCUCAAUGUACACUCUUGUUUACUGUGCGAUCUAUCUGCAAUCCAGAAUGAACUGGCGAGGAUCAAAACUAUUAAAACACUUCCUUCAGUUUCUACUGAUCCUCCUAGCGUGGUAUACCUGUCUUAGCCGGAUUUCCGAUUACAAACAUCACUGGUCAGAUGUGCUAGCCGGAGCAGUCCUUGGUUCCACCGUGGCGAUCGUUGUCUCCAACUACUGUUCGGAUUUGUUCGAUGCCCGAAGAAAACGCACAAAUGUUCUGCCACAGACACGCUACGAACUCAGCCCGAACCACACUACUUCCAAUGGAAACCAGCAAUAGUUGAUAGUGAUAGAGCUUAUGUGAUUUUUAAAAUCUAUUACCUUUCUUGUCGAAAGGAGAGUCGACCUACAGCAUAUUUACUAUAUUUAUUAUAUAGUAAAGGAUUAAUUUAUUUUACGUAACAAACCAUGCAUGAAGAGACAGCUAUUUAUUGAUUGAAACUGCUGCAUCCUGUAAGAUAAGAUAUUGUGUUAAGAAAAUAUCGAAAAUCUUCCGUUUUAUUAUUAUUUUGUUUUGUGUCAUUGGCAUCUGCUUAGCGUGCUACAAAAUUGUAUUAAUAAACACAUUGAUUGAAAAAAA
Molecule: messenger RNA, 2029 nt
Organism: Aedes albopictus (Asian tiger mosquito)
Lineage: Eukaryota; Metazoa; Arthropoda; Insecta; Diptera; Culicidae
Product: putative phosphatidate phosphatase
Exons: 7
Coding region: 644-1729 (361 amino acids)
Biological process (GO): signal transduction; phospholipid metabolic process; phospholipid dephosphorylation
Cellular component (GO): plasma membrane
Molecular function (GO): phosphatidate phosphatase activity
Source: RefSeq, a predicted model, not a curated record